This is a messenger RNA of Brassicogethes aeneus, 996 nucleotides long. Lineage: Eukaryota; Metazoa; Arthropoda; Insecta; Coleoptera; Nitidulidae. The record is from the annotation of a GenBank genome assembly.
CCAAAAUUAACAAUAGUACAUUGUAGUUUAGGUAUACCCAAUGGCUGAAAUAUUUCAAAGAAUUAACUCGUUUUUCAAUGAAUACCAAGAUCCACGGGUAGCCGAUUGGGUAUUGUUAUCAAGCCCUUUAUAUACUGUUGCCAUUUGCCUGGUUUAUUUUUUGUUUGUAAAAGUUUUGGGGCCUAAAUUUAUGAAAAAUAGGAAACCCUAUGAAUUAAGAAAUACUUUGAUUGUUUACAAUGCAUUUCUAGUGUUACUGAGCUCGUGGUUGUUUUAUGAGAUUGGAAUGAGUGGGUGGCUUACAGGAGAAUACAGUUUUAGAUGUGAACCCAUAGAUUAUUCAAACAAACCAAAUAAUUUGAGGAUGGUCAAUGUCUCAUGGUACUUUUUGGUCUCUAAAUUUAUUGAACUUUUCGAUACAGUAUUUUUCGUGGCACGAAAAAAAUACAAUCAAAUCACCAUGCUUCAUGUUAUACAUCAUACCAGUGUCCCGAUGUCGGUUUGGAUUGGAAUCAAAUUCACUCCUACGGGCCAUGCUACAUUUUUCGCAUUAAUUAAUUCAUUUGUUCAUAUUAUAAUGUAUGCCUACUAUAUGUUAAGCGCUUUUGGACCUUGGAUGCAAAAAUAUCUUUGGUGGAAAAAAUAUAUAACUACAUUACAAAUGGUUCAAUUUGUAGCUCUUGGAAUUCAUACUGCUCAGCUGGCUUUUAUUGAGUGCGACUAUCCUCGUAGUUCUUUAAUAUUUGUGGGACUACAAGCCGUCAUGUUCUAUUUCCUUUUUGGAAAUUAUUAUAAAAACGCCUACAAGAAGAAAGACACUGAUAAAACAAAAUAAUUAAAUCCCCAUUGAAUAGUUAACAAUAAAAACAAUUUUUUCACUUCACCUUUUGGUAAAAUUAUUUUGUCACUGGUUAUACUAGGUGACCAUUUAUUUUUUCUAUUAAACUAUUUUAAUUUGUUUUUUUUUUAAUUUUCUGAGGUGUUUUGACGUUUUAG